This is a messenger RNA of Lotus japonicus, 1276 nucleotides long. RefSeq names its product cystinosin homolog. Gene Ontology annotation, biological process: L-cystine transport. Gene Ontology annotation, cellular component: vacuolar membrane. Bases 148 to 981 code for a protein of 277 amino acids. The transcript is spliced from 8 exons. The record is from RefSeq and is a predicted model, not a curated record. Lineage: Eukaryota; Viridiplantae; Streptophyta; Magnoliopsida; Fabales; Fabaceae. Gene Ontology annotation, molecular function: L-cystine transmembrane transporter activity.
ACACGCAACCUUUUCAAAACUGAAUUAUCAUAGUAUUUAAUUCUAAACAGUUCGAGGAUUUUCACAAUUUUUUGGAGUUGGUUACUUUCGUCAGCAUUCAUUCAAAUCCCAACACACUUCUGUGAAAAUCGUUCAGAGAAGACAAACAUGGCGUCUUGGAAUUCAAAUCCACUCCAUGUAACCUACGAACUUCUGGGUUGGUUCGCUUUCAUUUCAUGGUCCAUCAGUUUCUACCCUCAAGUCAUCUUGAAUUUUCGCAGGAAAAGUGUGGUUGGGCUCAACUUCGAUUUCGUGCUGUUGAAUCUCACUAAGCAUAGUUCCUAUCUCAUAUUCAACGCUUCACUCUACUUCAGCUCUGCUAUUCAGAAGCAAUACUUUGACAAAUAUGGUUACCAAGAGAUGAUACCUGUGGCAGCAAAUGAUGUUGCUUUCUCAAUCCAUGCUGUUCUGCUGACGGCGAUUACAUUAUUCCAGAUUGUAAUCUAUGAACGUGGAAGUCAGAAAGUGUCCAAAAUUUCUAUUGGAAUUGUCUUUGUUGCUUGGCUGACUGCUGCAAUCUGUUUCUUUAUUGCUUUGUCUGAUCAUUCCUGGCUUUGGCUUCUCUCCAUAUUCAACUCAAUUCAAGUAGCUAUGACUAUUGUAAAGUACAUUCCCCAGGUAAUCAUGAACUUCCUAAGAAAGAGUACUGAUGGCUUCAGCAUUGGUAACAUUCUACUUGAUUUUUCUGGAGGCAUAGCAAAUUAUGGACAGAUGGUUGUACAAUCAGUAGAUCAAGAUUCAUGGGUCAACUUCUACGGCAAUAUAGGAAAAGUGUUGCUAUCUCUGGUAUCUGUAUUCUUCGACAUUAUUUUCAUCAUUCAACAUUAUGUUCUGUAUCCUGCUAAAAGAUCCUCCAAAUUGGUCACCACUACCGAUGAUGAAGAUCAAAUCAGAGAGCACCUUGUUAGACCUUCUGAUGUGUCGCCACCAGAGAAUGUGUAAGAAUUGAUUUGAUUCAUAAUGCACAUUAUACCGAGCACACAAAGAUCAAAUCAGAAACCAUCUUGUCUUCCCUUCUGAUCAGUCACUACUACAGAAUUUAAAAGACAUGAUUUGGUUCAUAAUGUACAUAUUAAAGUUCCCAUUGAUUGAUAUUAAUGUGAAAAGUAAACUAGGGUGCUUCUUUUGUCUCACACCAAGAGCACCAUCUAGCUUGGAGCUUCAAUAAACUUUGUUGUAUAAGUUAUAAGAAUUACAGCCUCUCUCAUUCUUUAUGCUAAUUUGUAUUAUAAAUUUC